Molecule: messenger RNA, 1718 nt
Organism: Pocillopora verrucosa
Lineage: Eukaryota; Metazoa; Cnidaria; Anthozoa; Scleractinia; Pocilloporidae
Product: BTB and MATH domain-containing protein 36-like
Molecular function (GO): protein binding
Source: RefSeq, a predicted model, not a curated record
UCGGUCCUGAAACACGUUCAAUGACCAGAAAACUGGGACCGAGAGUUUGUUUAGCCUCGUUAUGAAGCUGAACCAUUUUCUUAGAAAGAAGGAAGUUAAUUUUAUUCUGGCGCUUUCUGAAAAGGCAUUGUUAGUUUAGAGAAGUUGUUGAUCAGACCUCUCUGACCCUGAAUAACAAAUUCAUUUCGUUGUAUGCAACAUAAAAAUGCAGCAAGAAGGCAAAGAAGGUCAAGAACAUGAACAAGACUUUUCAGAGCCGUGGGAACAGAGCGAUGUUGUUCUACUGGUGGAAGGACAGAAAAUCCAUGUCCAUCGUCUCAUGUUGUCGAUGUGUUCUCCUGUUUUCUCUCGAAUGUUCUCCGCAGAAUUUAAAGAGAAAGAUGCCGAUGAGAUCCCGCUACCCGGCAAGAAAGCUACUGAAAUAAGAGAGAUGUUGCUGGUUAUUUAUCCGAGUUUCUGCAAACGAGUGACAGACAACAACUUGGAUUUCUUGUUGCCUCUUGCGCGAGAAUACCAAAUGACAGUACUCACACAAAAAUGUGAAGAUUAUCUUCUGUGGGGAAAGGAAAAGAAGAACGAAAUCAGCUCCAUCAUGAAAACCCUAAUCGUCGCCCAAAAUUUUUCCUUGGAAAGACUGAAAACUGAUUGCAUCAAGAAAACGCAAAAUCUUUCCACGGAAGAUCUUAAGAGCCACGAGUUGUACGAUCAACUCGAGCCUCUCUCUCAGAGGAGGAUGGUUGAAUUGCAAAUGGCUAACAUGGAGAAAAAGCUCAGUGAAGCUAAAGCCAAGUUAGAGAAAUCCAACGCGGAGAUUUCAAAAUUACAAGGAAAGAUUAAAGAGAUGAAACAAUUGGCUUUUGAGGGUUUGCAGCACUUUGGAGGGGUUGCCUCCACCCUUGGAAAUCACAUUCGUCACGCCAUGCAGAUGAAUUCGAGGUUUCAGGACUUUGCGAUGACCACGGAGCAAUAUUUGCUAACAAUUAAAAACGACUCACCAAGUCGCGCUAGGGUGAACGAACGUGAUAAAGUUUGUCAGUCGUUAGUUGGGGCACAUUAUCCUCUGGUAAAUCUCCAAAAUAUGCUUUUGGCAAUUACAAAAGAGUUUAAAUAGAUGCUGAGAAAAAUAUCGUUUAAAUAUUUCGUCGAUAAAUUUGUCAUAUCUUGUUUGUGCAUUUCUGCUACUACAACUAAUCGUAAAUUGUAAUUCCAGAUGACAAUUCUAAGCAAAUUUGGAAUUAUUCGAGAUUCCACUGAAGUUGCUGAUUGCAUUAUCAUGUUGCAGGUAGCAAAUGUCUUGUUUUUGUGUCUCUGUCACCGCUUAGUAACCUAAAUUGUGUUUUCAGUUGGUGAUUUUGAGCAAGAGUGAAAUCAGCAUUGAGAUUUUGGCCCAAGUUCCAGAUUGCAAAAUCGUGUUUCAUGUUCCUGUUGUUGGUAAUACUACACAGAUGAGGGGCUUGGAAACUAGCAAGACUUUGAAUUGUAAUAUUCACUGCAGAUACUAGAUUAUUGAUCAUGUCCACUUCACACAUUAUUGUAUAUUGAUUGAGUGCUCUCCACCAAUUAGAUUUCUCAUAGCAAGUCCAAUAUAUAAUAACACUUGUUAUCUACCACUAGCAAAAUGUGGGCCAUAUUUUUUCAGAAAUUUAGCAUGGUCUCACAAAAACCUAGAGAUUGAGCUGCUUAUGCAAAUUUUCUUGACAACAAUAAAGUUGAGAUCA